AUGUCUGCUUGUAUUAAUGAAAGUUCAAACCCUCCAAAAAGAAAAAAGAAGAAUAAAAAUCUUAUACCAUUACAAAAACACGAUUAUAUUAACCAGCAUUUACCAAACUUCGUUGGACAUUCCACUGGAGCCAUUUUGUGUGGCAUAGCCUUCGAUUGUGGAGUAGAAGAUGGGCUUCAAGUUUUCACUUUCAAUAUACGGUGGAUUGAUAGCUCAACAUCCGCAGCAGAAAAAUGGAGAUUUAUCAAAAAUGCGGCGACUAAUCAGAGUGGUGUGAGCGGAACUGCCUGGUUUCUUGGGAAAUCCGCUUUAAAGGAACCUAAGGCUUCCCUCAACAUCGAUUACGACAAGACAGUCACUGUUCGCAAAUUUUCGUUGAUGGUAUUGUACAAACAUCUCAUGGGAUGA
Messenger RNA from Cylicocyclus nassatus, 408 nucleotides. Lineage: Eukaryota; Metazoa; Nematoda; Chromadorea; Rhabditida; Strongylidae. The record is from the annotation of a GenBank genome assembly.